Polychytrium aggregatum is the source of this 4163-nucleotide messenger RNA. RefSeq lists its product as uncharacterized. The coding region runs from base 90 to 4073 and encodes 1327 amino acids. The record is from RefSeq and is a predicted model, not a curated record. The transcript has 18 exons. Gene Ontology annotation, biological process: regulation of GTPase activity. Lineage: Eukaryota; Fungi; Chytridiomycota; Chytridiomycetes; Polychytriales.
UCUCCAACCCUGGAGUCCCUCACAACUGCCUCUAGAUUCUCGAGACCGCUGUCGUUGCCACCACGGCCUCCCUCGCUCUCGCCCCAAACAUGUCCUUUGAGAAUGCUUUCAAGUACUGCGAGGACUCGAUCCGCCAGUGCCGUAACGUCGUUGCCUAUCUGCAGCGUCGCCAGGCGAUAGAACUCGAAUACUCCCGAGCACUAGCCAAACUCGGCCAAUCGGCUCCCAAGCUGGCUCCGCCGCCAAACCUCAGUUCCAACCCGUCCCAGAUGGAUCAUCUCAUGAAAACCGAUAUCUGGCGAAUCUUCCACGACCUGGUUGCGGCCAACGAAGAGCUGAGCGAAUACCAUCGGCUAUUUGCAUCCAAUCUGCAGGCCACCCUUAUCGACCCCUACACCAAUAUCAUCAAGGAGAUGGAGCUCCAGCGCAAAGCACAAGUUGACAAGAGCUACGACUACACCAAAUACAUGCAGGAUGUCUACAUGAACCUGAAGAGGACCCGGAAGGAUUACGAGCUCUGUCAGACCGCCGCCGUCGAGGCUGGCAACCAGCACCAACUGAUGUCGUCGCAGCCAUCCACUCGGCUGAAGGAUCUCGAGAAGACCACAAACAAGGUCCUGGGACUCCAGAAAAAAGCCAACGCCGCCCUCGACAACCUCAACGCCUGCGAGGAGCUGUUCAAAAAGACCCAGGAUGAGUACCACAACAAGCUUAUUCCCGCCAUCCACGAGGAUCUGCGGUUCCGCGAAGAAGAGCGAUGCCUGACGGUCAAGAACUGCAUGAUCAACUACAGCCAGCUCGAGAAGAAGCUCGUGAUGCAGUGCAUGUAUCUGUCCAACGCGCUCGAGGAGCAGAUCAUGGAUAUUGACGUCGCCGAUGACGUUCAGCAAUUUGUCGAUAACUAUAGCCUCGGCGAUGAGAUCGACCAGGUGCUGCUCAAAAUCACGCCGAAGGAGUUGGACCAUUUCAAGGCCGACUAUGUGGACUACAAGCGCGGCGAGUCGCGAUUUGGCUGGAAGCAAGUCUAUGCCGUCAUUAGCUUGGAGCGGAGAAUGCUCUACAUCUUCAAAUCGGAAGAGGCAGUCAAGGCCCGAGACGUGAUCGACUUGCGGCCCGCAUACGCAUACAGCGUGCACGAGAGUUUCUUUGACUGCAAGAAUGUUGUCCAGAUCAUCUACAAGCACCGAACGGGCUCACAGACCAUCAGCUUCCGCCUGUCCAGCCCGAAGCAGCAGCAGGCAUGGCUGGCCUCGUUCAAGCGCAUCAUGUACUGCUGUGACCCGUGUGCUGGCCUGUAUGGCUACAUUCCCGACGACCCCAACUCGAUUGCCCCGAACGAGGAGCUCAGCCUGCUCCACCAGCCCAAGCCGCUGAUGGCGCGCGCUUUGCAAACUCUCCAAGUGUGGGUGAUGGAGGUCCGAGACCUGCCCCUCGGCCGCAACGUCACCCGGGAGAAAGCUCAGCCCUACUGUAUCGUCCUGCUCGACGAUGUGCGACAAGCCCGGACGACCAUCAAGCAAGGCACCACACCCUUCUGGGGCGAGACCUUCCAGUUCUACGACUUCCCUUGCCACCACUCCAAGGUCCGCAUCGCACUCUUUGGGCAUGUUCCCCUCAUGAAUGACGAGUUGAUCGGCUAUAUUAGCGUCAAUCUGAAGGACCUUCCGACGGAGCGCCGCGUCGAGGAGUGGUAUCCCAUCAAGACCUUCCCCGACUAUGGCACCAGCGAGCGGCCCGGUUCGAUGAGAGUCGCCUUCCAGCUCUGGACCGAAAACGUGAUCCCUGUGGAAGAAUACCGCCAGUUUAUCCAGGAAACCACCGAGCCCGAGUUCACAUGCAUCAAGGCCCUCGGAAACAUCCUCUUCCAGAAAGAAGACCUGCCCAUGGUUGUGAUGCGCUUCCUCGAAGCCGUCGGCAAGUCGGAGGAGGGCCUCAAGGCACUGCUUGUGGAAGAAAUCUCAAAGUCCAAGGAGACGUCGACGCUCUUCCGCGGCAACUCGCUCACCACCGUCGCGAUCGACCGAUACGUCCAGAGCCUCGCCGGAGGAUUCCUCCAGUCGAUCUUUGGCACAUUGUUCCUGCAGAUCUACCACAGCACCGAGUCGUGCGAGGUCGAUCCCAGCAAAGCCAUGGUCGAGGACACGCCCACGAUCAGGAUGGCAGACGAGCUCAAGAAGAACUACAAGCGUCUGAUCCUCUACGUCUCGGCGACCUGGGACGCGAUCCAAAAGUCCAUCAUGCUGUGUCCGAGAGAAAUUGUCGUGAUGCUGAGUCAUGUUCGCGAAGAGGUCUUCAAGAAGUUCGGCAGCGUCAACACCAGCCGCCUCGGCGUCAACUGUUUCUUCUUCCUGCGUCUUAUUGUGCCAGCCAUUCUCUCGCCCAACCUGUUUGGCCUUGUGCCCGAUAUCCCCUCGCCUGUUGCUUCGCGCAACUUCAAGCUCAUCGCCAAGGUGAUCCAGAACCUGGCCAAUCUCUCCACCUUUGGCGCCAAGGAGGCUUUCAUGAUCCAGGUCAAUCCGUUCGUCCAGAAGAAUCUCAAGGACAUGGAGCUGUUCCUGGAUAACAUCUCGAACCCCGACUUUGGCCCGUUCCCUGCCGCUAUCGAGCGUCUUUCCGUCGAUCUGCGCCACGAGUCCGAGAUGCUCUACCAGCUCUUCCAGCGCCACCGCGACCGUCUCUCAGGCGCAACCGCUGCUGACCAGGCCAAGCUGGACCACUUCACCAAGACGCUGGUUGACCUCAAAUAUGUCCACCAGCGGUAUGAGGAAGAGCAGGCGGACAUGUACGAAGAGCUCGUGAGCGACAUUGUCUCGGCCACAGCCCCCGCUUCCACAUCGGCGCCUGCGGCUGCUGCGGCUGCGGCUGCUGAGGGCGGCGGCAGGCCAUUCCCUCCCACUCCCACGCACGCCCCCAAGACCAUCUCGGCUCGACGGCCCAACAACAACGCCAACCACGCCAACCACGCCAACCGCAACAACGCACCCGAUAGCGACGGCGCUGUCGGCGGACGCAGCGAGCCCAGCAACGGCCAACCAGAACAAGCCCUUUCCCAGGAGCUUGAGGCGCUCAAGCCGCACGAAAAGACCUCGGUGCUGCCGCCCAAGCUUGAGCUCCAGUUCGAGUCGGCCCCGCUCCGCAUCAGCAAGACUCGCGGCGACUCGUUCCGGUUCUCCAACAGCCUCGGGAUCGACGACGCCGAAAACGGCACCGACCAGUCCUUCUCGGAGCUUCAGGACAUUCUCCAGUCACUCGUCUCGCGCAAGCAGCAGGAGGGCAUCAAACCCCUCCCGUCCGUCGGCAGCCACGACAACGGAGGCGGCUACAGCAUCCUGAGCAAGAGCUACAAAGACCAAGGCGACAUGGCCAUCGACACCCCGCUCGCCAGCUCCCCGGCAAAGUCACCCGACGACAUCUACAGCCCCGUGGGCAGCUUCAGCACCACGCUCACGCUCGCGCAGUCGCCCUCGAGCUCGCAGAAGCUCCCAGGACCGAUCAUGUCCGGCACUCAAAGCCCGAUCCUGUCGCCUCGGCUGGGCUCGAGAACCGCCAGCUUGACGAACGACGUGGACUCGCUCGAUGUGAAUGUCCCAAUGGAGCGUGUGCCCACACGGGAAGGGUCUCGCAGUCUCUCCGGCGCCACCCGUCAGAACUCGGUGCGGUCCCCUGCUCCGAAAAUCCUGGUCGGCCCGACCUCGACCAACAGCCUCAAGGAAGGAGGCAAAGGCUUGCUGCGGGGACUGAUGAACUACGGAGCCAACGACUCUGGCGACCCGGCCAGGCCGCCGACGGCCUCGUCCUCGCGCUCGGCGCUGACUGUGGAGCCGGACCAGCGGUCGAUUGUUUCGUCCGGGCGCGACGAUGCCAGCAUCUCGGAGGAGGAUCCCGAGGAAUCGACCACCAUCCUGGGUCUGCCCAUCUCGCGCGGACGCAAGACCACCGGCCCAUCCAGCACAACUCCCCCGGCAGUCAACCUCUCGGGCGUGUCGGCAAACCUACUCCGCGCCAACCCGGGCAUCCAGGCGAGCCUCAAGUCGCAGAAGCGCGGGUCCAUGAUGUUUGGCCGAGGAAACUGAAUGGUCCAAGACGAAAGGAAAGCGCAUGAGCAACUGGGACAAGUGGCGACACGAUGAGCACAGGAUGGGCCACAAGAUGAGCAACCGUUG